Molecule: messenger RNA, 1300 nt
Organism: Aspergillus caelatus
Lineage: Eukaryota; Fungi; Ascomycota; Eurotiomycetes; Eurotiales; Aspergillaceae
Product: mitochondrial 54S ribosomal protein mL57
Exons: 3
Coding region: 72-839 (255 amino acids)
Biological process (GO): RNA processing; mitochondrial translation
Cellular component (GO): mitochondrial large ribosomal subunit
Molecular function (GO): ribonuclease III activity; structural constituent of ribosome
Source: RefSeq, a predicted model, not a curated record
UGAAAAGCCCGGACAGGUGAAUUGCCUCCGUUUCUCCCACAUCUGCGGAUUUCAGCUCUUCGACCCACACAAUGGCUUCAAUGCUACCAACUCGGGCGGCCAGGACCAUCGCCUGUUCCGCAUGCCGUACUAUCGUUUGUCCUAGCACGAUUGGAUCCGCCUCCCUCCUCCGUCGUGGUCUGUCGACAUCCACCGAGCAGACACCGGUCGAUUAUGCAGACAAGCCUCGAUGGUCCUAUACCCCUCCCCUUGCAAAAGCCCCCUUCAGCCUGCGAUUGAAUACCAAGAGACGUGAAUACCCUGUCAACGCCGAUCCGAAGGUCCUUGACGAAUUCUACAUCCGCAUGCUAGGCAAUGAUGGUGACAAGCUCCUCUCGGACGAAACCAAAUGGCUGGCCGUGACGCACAAGAGUUUCGAUCAGGGUCGAAGAGGAUUCAACGACCGUCUGGCUUUCUUAGGACGACGGAUCGUUGAGUUACAGGCUUCUCUGGCCAUGGUGCAGAGCCCCGGAAGUGCGGCAUCCACUGCUACCCCCGAUGCGUUUGACCGUGUGCCCUUCACGCACCCGGCAUUGGAUGGCCUGGAGAACCUCACCCGUAACAAGAAUUUCUUGGUAGGCAAAGCACAAAUUGCGGAGGUUGCGCAGAAGUAUGAGCUGCAGAAGGUCCUGAGAUGGAGUCCUCGGAAGCCUAACAACCUUGCGAGCUCCGGAAUCGAACUUGUUCUUGCCCACACGAUGUAUGCGAUUGUCGGUGCCAUCUCCCUGGAGAAGGGUGGUCUCGUUGCCAACAAGGUGACACGCGAGCGGAUAUUAGAACCUUUGGGAUUCAAGGCUUAAGUCGGGAUAUCAUUGUUGGGAAAUGGCCGCAGGAGCAUUUCGAGGCGUUAUCUCCUUUUCGCUUUCUUGUCUUUUUUUAUAUCUUGGAUGUUCUCUGUAUGUGUUGGGGGUUCUGGUCAUCCACCAUAUAUGUACUUUUACUACGACCAUGUCUUAUAUUGAUUUUCGAAUACCACCCGGAAGGAUCCUCUCCUCUGACGGGCCCUCUCUUGUGGAACGUGUUAAGAGAACGCGCAAAACACUAUGAGAAUAGAAUUGUUUAUUAAUAAUAGGUAUGUCCGGUUCCUCUGACACCGCCCGAGUAACAGAGUAAAAUACGCGGCCAGCUCUUAUGGAACCCUCUUUACGAUGCAUAGUCUUCGCGCCGCUGUAUCGCAAGUCAGCAAUGAAAAACUGGGACCAUCAUACAGAAUGUACGAUAACCCCAGAAAUCACAGAACGUAAUUUGUACUGCCUUGCAC